Molecule: messenger RNA, 3614 nt
Organism: Antechinus flavipes (yellow-footed antechinus)
Lineage: Eukaryota; Metazoa; Chordata; Mammalia; Dasyuromorphia; Dasyuridae
Gene: KCNU1
Product: potassium calcium-activated channel subfamily U member 1
Exons: 28
Biological process (GO): potassium ion transport; reproductive process; transmembrane transport
Cellular component (GO): membrane
Molecular function (GO): monoatomic ion channel activity
Source: RefSeq, a predicted model, not a curated record
AUGGCCUGCCCAAUUGAAGUUCAACAGGCAUUCAUCCUUUCUUCCCUUGUGACCUUCUUAAGUGGACUGGUCAUUUUAUUCAUUGGCAGACUAGUGAGGAUUAUCUCAACAAAAUGUCAUUUCUUCAAGGGUUUGUCAAUAUCAGAUAGGAUAAAAAUGAAGCAUUUAAAGAUGAGCCAGUUUUAUGGAAUCUUUCGCAAGCGUAUCGACAUGCUACUCUCAGCACAGACUUUUGUGGGUCGUGUACUGAUGAUCCUUGUCUUCCUACUGAGCAUUGGGUCCCUUGUAAUCUAUUUCAUCAACUCUGCAGAUCCUGUUGGAAGCUGCUCAGGACUUGAAGACAAAACUCUUCCUAUUGAUUUGCUCUUCAAUGCUUUCUUUGCCUUUUAUUUUGGAUUGCGGUUUGUGGCUGCUGAUAACAAAAUCAAGUUUUGGUUCGAGAUGAACUCUUUGGUAGAUAUGUUUACCAUUCCACCAACUUUUGUUUCUUAUUAUCUGAACAUUAACUGGCUAGGUUUGAGGUUCCUGAGAUCAUUACGGUUACUAGAACUCCCUCAAAUAUUACAAUAUUUACGAGCCAUCAGGACUAGUAGUUCAGUAAAGUUUUCCCAACUCUUAUCUAUAGUUGUGAGCACUUGGUUUACGGCUGCAGGAUUCCUUCACCUUGUGGAAAACUCAGGUGAUCCCUGGCUCAAAGGUAGAAAUUCCCAGAUAAUGUCUUAUUUUGAAGCCUUUUAUCUUGUCAUUGCAACAACAUCAACUGUCGGAUUUGGAGACGUUGUAGCUAAAACAGCCCUGGGACGGACCUUCAUCAUUUGCUUCAUCAUUAUGAGUUUGAUAUUAUUUGCAAAUUAUGCUCCUGAACUUAUGGAAACCUUUGCAAAAGGCAAAAAAUAUUCCCAUUCCUAUGAAGUGGUCAGAGGGAGAAAAUUCAUUGUAGUUUGUGGAAAUAUCACUGUGGAGAGUGUAACUGCUUUCCUGAGAAAUUUCCUUCAGCCCAAAGCAGGGGAAAUGAAUAUUGAGAUCAUUUUCCUGGGAGAAACCCUUCCUUCCCUGGAGCUGGAGACAAUUUUCAAGCUGUACUUGGCUUAUACUAGUUUCUUCUAUGGAUCUGCAUUGAAAAUGGAAGAUUUAAAGAGAGUUGCGGUGGAAUAUGCAGAAGCCUGCCUGAUUUUAGCCAAUCCUAUGUGUGCUGAUUCAUACAUUGAAGAUACUUCUAACAUCAUGAGGGUACUCUCUAUCAAGAACUAUUACCCUAAGGCCAGAGUCAUCAUACAGAUACUUCAAUCCCAUAACAAGUAUUACCUGCCAAAGAUUCCCAACUGGGACUGGUAUUCUGGGGACAAUGUCAUCUGCUUUGCUGAACUGAACCUAGGAUUCAUUGCUCAAGGCUGUUUGGUUCCAGGCUUAGCUACUUUCCUAACUUCCCUGUUUGUGGAACAGACCAAAAAGAUCAUCCCCAAACAAGCCUGGCAAAAAUAUUUCCUGGAUGGCCUGAACAAUAACAUUGUGACUCAUGUCCUCUCCAAUGACUUUGAGGGAAUGACUUUCCCUGAAGUUUCUCGGCUCUGCUUUGUGAAGCUUCAUGUCAUGCUAAUAGCCAUUGAAUAUAAGGCAAAUGCAAGUGGAAUCAGAAGCUUAAUGUUGAAUCCACCUGCACUGAUUAAGGUAAACAGGAACACAACAGGAUUUUUUAUUGCCAAAUCUGUAGAGGAAGUCAGAAGAGCCUAUUUUUACUGUAUCAACUGUCAUAGUGAUGUGAAUUCCCCAGAGCUCAUUGGUCGCUGUGGCUGUGGAAUCAAGAAAGGCCGGCAAAUUAAUGCAAGCACACCUGUCCUUAAUUUGAGAAAUUUUCCCAAGACAAGGAACAGAGAAAUAGAAGAAUAUGAAUCUCCAAAAAGGCUGUCUAGACAAUGUAGUACUUUGUCAAACUUCAUCUUCAGGAAAAUAGCCCCAAGGAAAGUUAUGGAUGAUUUGACAAAAGAGAUGCAAGUGAAAUUCCCUUCAUUCCAAGAAAGGGAUCUGUCGACGUUGGAGAGUGAUAUGAAAAACGACCUUUUUGAUAACAGUGGCAUGUUUCACUGGUGUAAAUCAGUCCCCCUGGAAAAUGUAAUUCUGAAACAUAUUGAACUUGAUGCUGUAAAAUUUCAGAAUCAUAUUGUUGUCUGUGUCUUUGGAGAUUCUCAAUCACCUCUGUUGGGCCUUCGGAAUUUUGUGAUGCCCUUAAGAACCAGUAACUAUACCUUCAAAGAACUGAAGGACAUUGUGUUCAUUGGGGCUUUGGAUUACCUGCAAAGAGAAUGGAGAUUCCUAAGACAUUUUCCCAAGCUGUACAUCCUCCCAGGAUCUGCUCUCUAUCCUGGAGACCUAAUUGCAGCCAACAUUCAAGAAUGUUCAAUGUGUGCGAUCCUGUCCAACCAAUCUAAGCUAUCAAGUGACCAAACUUUGGUCGAUGCUGAGUCUAUCCUGGCUACUCUCAAUAUUGGUUCUCUUAGAGUCUCUAGCAAUCAGUCAAACCACGACACAUCAGAAAGGUGUUCUAGACAUACCUCAUAUUCUACAUUUCAAGAAAAAUUUAGACGGAUUCCCAUCAUAACUGAACUGAAAAAUCCUUCCAACAUUCAUUUUAUUGAGCAACUCAGUGGAAUGCAUGGUGGUCUCCUAGGACCAAGCUUGCACCUGAGUACCUCUUUCUCUACCGGUGCUGUUUUUUCGGAUAGUUUUUUAGAUUCCCUGUUGGCCACGGCUUUCUACAACUACCGUGUCCUAGAAUUACUCCAAAUGCUAGUGACAGGAGGACUGAGUUAUGAAAUGGAGCCAAAUGAUGAAAAGUACAGUGAUAGCUUUCAUGAUAGCAUUUAUUCACUUUUGAUUGGAAGAGGACGGUGUAAGCUGGCUCUUCUCUCCUUGAACCAAACAAUGUUAUUGGAACUUCCUGCAAGGGAUACUUUUGGAGAGGUCUUCUGUGGGUCAUUGGACAAUUUUGGUAUCCUGUGCCUUGGCAUAUAUCGCCUGAUAGAUGAGGAAAUCCAAAAUCCACUACAAAGAAGGGGAGUAUACUAGUUUGUGAUCACUCGGCCAGACAAUGAUUUUAAACUACAGCCUACAGAUUUACUGUUUUGUGCCAUCCCAUUCAACAUUGCUCAUUAUAGUGAAUCAUGUACAGUUAUUAGGUCAGUUUCAGAAUCUAAAUCAAAAAUAUUUAGUUAUAACAUAAGAGGAUCUGAGGUUUUACAUGGAAAGAGAAUAGAAGAUGAAGAAAAAGAACAAGAAGAAGAGAUGAUAGAAGAGGGAGAAAGAAGAGGAAGGAGACCUCCAAAAAGAGGAAUAGCGUUAGAAACAGGGGAUUUAGAAGAAGAUGAGGAAGCACAAGCACAAGCUGCAGCCUCUUUCAAUAGGCAUUCAAUCGUUCGGAUUUCAAUGCUCUGUAAAUCAUUAUUCUUGGCUAUGGAGGCAGAAGCCAAGAAGACAUUACCCACUCGACCUGAAACUAAGAAGCAACAAACCAAGAGAGAGACGGUUAUUCAUAAAUCACAUAGUUUAGGUGAUUAGUAGCAAUAGGCCAUUGGAAAUGCCAAUUGAAUUGCAACAAAAUGUCAGGAAAACUGCACCAA